AGGUCCUCGCUGCAAGGACGCGCGGUAAGACAAGAUAGACGCAAAUGCUGCCAUCCGCUUACCACUGUACACACUUGAGAAGAGAGAACAGCUCCUCCAGCGCACGUCUCGUUUCUUCCAUCUCCUGUGUAUUUGUUUCGCCUGUUAAGGUAUGGAUAGUUGACAGCUCCUCGAACUCACCGUCUCUAUCAGCUGUUUGAGUUUUUGGCGCGCAAUCGGAACCUUCGCUAUUUCGACGGGGGAUUCUUCUGUAGUGCGGAGGUCUUUUUUCACACCUCUGUGGUAUUUUUCUUUUAUUAUUACUAUUAUUGCAUUUUAAAAAUGUGUGAACAUGGGUACGCCAGAAGACUCGAGACGUUUGUCCCCGCGGUUUGUGUAAACGCAUGCGGGGCGCUACUGCCGGGUGACGGGCGGUUUGGUGUUGGCGUCAUGGCUGCUGCUGUUGGCGGCGGCGGCAAGUGGCCGCACUUGCCGUCAAACGUGAUGGAGCACAUUUUCAGUUACCUGGAUCUGACUACGGCUCGCAAUUGCACACUGGUGUGCAAGUACUGGCACGCGCUGCUCAGCGACGAGAACAAUGACGUGUGGAGGCUACACUGCGCGCGCAAGCUGGCCGACGCGGCACUCAAGUCUGACCUGUUGUGGAGCGUACCCAGCAGCAAGGCGAAGUUACGCGCCUUCUACCACGCGUGGGACCCGCGCGAGUGCUCGCGCAAUAUCUACAUCAAGCCGAACGGUUUCACACUGCACCGAAACCCGGUGGCGCAGAGUACGGACGCCGCCAAAGGCAAGCGUGGUUUUGCCGAGGGCCGCCACUGCUGGGAGGUCUGGUGGGAAGGGCCGCUGGGCACUGUCGCUGUAGUUGGCAUCGCGACACGGGAGGCACCCCUCCAGUGUCCCGGCUACGUGGCCUUGCUCGGCUCCAAUGCGCACUCCUGGGGCUGGAACCUGGUUGACAACCACCUGCUGCACAAUGGCGACAGCCAGGGCAACUACCCGUUGCUCAACAAUGCACCCAAGUACCAGGUGGGCGAACGACUGCGAGUGAUCCUAGAUUGCGAAGACAAUACGCUUGCGUUUGAACGCAACUACCAGUUCCUUGGAGUGGCUUUCAGAGGUCUGCCUGACAAGACGCUCUACCCCGCCAUCUCUGCUGUCUACGGUAACACCGAGGUCUCUAUGGUGUAUUUGGGCCAACCGCUGGACGGCUGACGCUGUCCCCCAGGGAUCUGUCGCGAGCUGACAUCUACAAGCAUACCUCACCUGCUGGAGCAAGGGAGAACCGUGAACUCGUGGUGCAGGCUGCGUGUGCUGCACUAUCAGACCGAGAUCAAAGUGCUGCGCUCCCUGAACUAGUGCACAAAGUGCUGCCAAAUUGAAGAAACCUACCACUUAAAGUGAAAAGGUACAGCUGUGGUAUUCAAGUUAGUGUUCAUUGCAAGAAUAAUUUCUGCUUCAUACCCCUGCCUACCAUCCAUUCAGAAUCGCACCAGUGCAUCCUGUGCAUGGGUAGAGUGGUGACCAAUCUGCGGGCAGAGCCUCGUCAACCAGAAGACAGUGUACCUGCCAUUGCGUCAGUGUAGGUUUAAAAAAGGUGGAGCCAUUGACAAAGCCAUUCUACCUGAAGCAUCCUGUGCUUGCUAAGCAGAAUGUGCUAAGCACAUUGUUAGAUUGGGCAACCUAUGGAUCACCAAUACAUGGGCAGGCACGUAUCACUUGGCACAUAGUAAGGUGAUCUUCACCUGCUGUGGUUACUCAGUGGCUAUAGUGUUGCGCUGCUGAGCACUAGGUCAGGAGUUCUAUUCCUCGUCACGGCAGCCACAUUCUGAUGGGGACAAAAUGCAAGAGUGCUCGUGUACUUAUAUAUAGGUGCACAUUAAAGAACCUCGGGUGGUCAAAACUGAUCUGUAGCCCCCCACUGUGGUGUCCCUUUGGGACAUUAAACCUACAUUUGAGUCUUCAAUCUUGUGUGGCUACAGGCACAGUGCACAGAGCUUUGUCUUGCAUUUCUGUAUGCUAUAUGUUCAAAGAACUGUAACCAUGACUAGAGCUAUUGGCGCUUAGUUACAAGACUGCUAACGCAUUUCAGUACUUGUGGCCUGUGUCUUUGUGCAGCACUCCUUUGCUCAAUCGCCCAACUCUGGCUGUAGGCAACUCCUGCAGCAGCAGAGGUGUCUAGUCAUUGCAUUGUAUGGAAAGAGAUUAUUAAACAUGGUUUUCACCAGC
This is a messenger RNA of Dermacentor silvarum, 2226 nucleotides long. RefSeq names its product F-box/SPRY domain-containing protein 1 (gene Fsn). The transcript has 5 exons. Gene Ontology annotation, cellular component: SCF ubiquitin ligase complex; synapse. Gene Ontology annotation, biological process: proteasome-mediated ubiquitin-dependent protein catabolic process; synapse assembly involved in innervation. The record is from RefSeq and is a predicted model, not a curated record. Gene Ontology annotation, molecular function: protein binding. Bases 322 to 1212 code for a protein of 296 amino acids. Lineage: Eukaryota; Metazoa; Arthropoda; Arachnida; Ixodida; Ixodidae.